Dimorphilus gyrociliatus is the source of this 1069-nucleotide messenger RNA. NCBI's taxonomy places the organism in Eukaryota, Metazoa, Annelida, Polychaeta, Dinophilidae. The record is from the annotation of a GenBank genome assembly.
UAUGCAAAAGAGCCUACGAAACAAUAGAGUUCAACCAGAAAAUGAAGCUAUUUUCGUUUCUAAGAGAUCGUGCACGGAUAUUUUAUGCCUAUUGUUAUUCCUAUGUGUUCUUGGAGGAAUGGCUUAUAUUGCCUAUAUAGCAAAUUUAUACGGUCAUCCCUUAAGAAUAAUAUAUGGUCAAGAUAGUUAUGGUAACACUUGCAAUGUGGAUAAUACUCCUUUAGAAGAAAAAUGGUCAGAAUUCAAAGGUCAUAAGCUUAGCGGUAUUAACUUAAAAGGAUACAACAAAGUCUAUUUUUACAAUUUUCGCUCAAUCUUUCCAUUUUACGAUGAAAUUCCUGGAACUAUUGUAUGCGUUCGUACAUGUCCUGAAAAUAUUACAAACGUUGAAGACCAUAAAAAGUUCUCCCUCAAAGCAAAGAGUAGCCUUUGCAGAUACGACGUUAACAAUUCUCGUAUAUUUAAUGGAGACAGCGAAAAAGAUAGAUGCCCUCCCUUGCCCUUAACUGAAACAAUUGACAUCUUGAAUCGUUGCGUUCCAAGAGUAAAAUUUCCUGUAUCAGUAUCGGUAAAAUUAUCGGAUGCUUGCAAUUUGAAAAAUGAUAUUCUUGAAAAUUUAUUGGAAGCUCUCAACGAUAUCCGUGUCAGUUGGUUUCCACUCUUAAUGCUAUUGCUAAUAGGUCUAGCCAUGAAGGGAGUUAACUUUUGUCAAGGAGCAGGAAAAGCAUUUUCUCUCCUUUUGGAGAAUCCUUUAAGAGCGGCAGUAAUUAAUGGAGUAGGCUGGUUCGUUCUAUUCGUUGGCAAGAUAUUAGUCGCAGUAGCAGUUUUAGUUAUUGGAAUAUUUGGUUUUAACAUUGCCGUUGAUACGAUAUUCCUAUGCUUUUGCUUGGAUUGUAGAGAAAAUGACGGAGAUUCCAAACCUUAUUUUAUGAGUUUGGCUCUUAUGAAAUUCUCAGAAGAUGCCAAAAAAGCCAUUGAAUUAGAAAAUCAAAGAUCAAUUAAAAGAGAAAAUCAAAAUGUCAAUGCUCCCACAAAUACUGAUAGAGGAGUCACGCCCGUUGAAACUUAG